AUGGCGGCAUCUUCAGGAAGUGUAGAAACCUCUGCAAAUUCAAAUUCACAAACCCAACAAUCAACAUCACCCUUUUCUUUCUCCACCGAUGACUAUCCCGUCGCCGCCGUGAGAAGAGGUCUUGGUGAUCGGAUAGCUGAGACGACUGGUUCUGGGGUUCCGAAGUUCAAGUCUUUUCCACCACCUUCACUUCCAAUAUCACCUUCUUCGUACUUCGCUAUUCCACCUGGUUUAAGCCCUGCUGAGCUUUUGGACUCUCCUGUUCUCUUAUCUGCAUCAAACAUUUUACCAUCUCCAACAACAGGGACUUUUCCAUUUCAAUCUUUUAAUUGGAAAAGUAAUUCUACCACCACCCAGCAGCAGCAAGAUGUCAAAAACUACUCGGAAUUUUCUUUUCGAACCCAAACAAACCCAGAUCCUACCGGACAUCAAGCAUGGGGUUAUCAAGAACAACCUGCUAACCAAGACGGAACUGCUGAGAUAAAUUCUAUACAGAUGUUUUCCCCUGGGAUAUCUAAUGGAUUCCAAUCGGAUAAUAAUCAAUCUUCACAGACUAUAAGGGAAAAUAACAGGUCAGAUGAUGGGUAUAAUUGGAGGAAAUAUGGACAGAAACAAGUAAAAGGAAGCGAAAAUCCUCGAAGUUAUUACAAAUGCACAUAUCCCAGUUGUCCCACGAAGAAAAAGGUUGAGAAAUCUAUAGAUGGACAGAUUACUGAAAUUGUGCAUAAGGGUACUCAUAAUCAUCCAAAGCCUCAGUCCACUAGGAGAUCAUCUUCGUCCUCAACAGUAACAUCGGCUUCAUCAGUAGCAAUUCAAUCUUACAAAACUCAAAUCAAUGAAAUCCCAGAACAGUCAUAUGGUUCAAAUGGCACAGGACAAAUGGAUUCGGUUGCAACACCGGGGAAUUCUUCAAUUUCUGUAGGGGAUGAUGAUUUCGAGCUAAGUUCUGAUCCCAAAAAUAGAGAUCAUGAGUUUGAUGAAGAUGAACCUGAGGCCAAAAGAUGGAAAAUGGAAAAUCAAAGUGAAGGGAUUUCAGCAGCAGGGACUGGAAAUACUACGGUUAGAGAACCUAAAGUUGUAGUUCAAACCAUAAGUGAUAUAGAUAUACUAGAUGAUGGGUAUAGAUGGAGAAAAUAUGGCCAAAAAGCGGUGAAGGGGAAUCCAAAUCCAAGGAGCUAUUACAAGUGCACGAGCCAGGGGUGCCCGGUAAGAAAACACGUGGAGCGAGCAUCUCACGACCUGAGGGCAGUAAUAACGACCUACGAGGGGAAGCACAACCACGUCGUGCCAGCUGCUCGAGGUAGUGGCAACAACAGGCCGGUUCCAAAUAACACUAUUUGGCCUUCAUCAAUGCCUCAUCCCUCGAAUUUUCAAAUGUCAAUGCGCAGCAGCAUUAGGCUACCAGCACCCGAAGCUCAAGCUCCUCAUACACUAGAGAUGUUGCAAAAUCCUGGGGGCUAUGAAUUUUCGGGAUAUGGAAAUUCACUAAACUCUAUCUUCUCUGGAGCUAAAGAAGAGUCGAGAGACAACACGUUCUUGGAGUCGUUGCUAUUCUGA
This is a messenger RNA of Fraxinus pennsylvanica, 1557 nucleotides long. Lineage: Eukaryota; Viridiplantae; Streptophyta; Magnoliopsida; Lamiales; Oleaceae. The record is from the annotation of a GenBank genome assembly.